AUGACAGCCGCCGAGGAAGGAUUGCCCGAUAGCGGCGCUGUUGUUUCUCUGCCCAUUCGCGCAAACGGCGCUGGUGCAGCGCUGGCGUCGAGCAAUGCGCUGACCGGAAAACAGGAGCAUUACCUGAAGCGAGAACUUAUUUCCGACCAGGUCAAAUGGGAGAUCAACGAGCUCAAUUCCCCCACGGCGCUGCAGCGCUUCGGCGCGCCGUUCAAGUCGGAGCAGGGCGAAGUGCCUCCUCAGGAAUCCGAGCUCCCCAUCUUGCGGUACAUCUUCGUCAAGCAUAUCCGCGACUUUCCAUUUUUGGACAAGGCAAAAGAGAAGGAGUUCUGGCAAGACAAGCUCCAAGUCUUUCUCGAAUCGUUUGCGACGAAGCAGAUUUCUUCAUCCGAGGAUCGCCUGGAAGAAACGAAGCGGCGGAAGCUGGCCAUCAAGGCGCAGAAGCUUGUUGAGCUGAUGAUGGUGUCGGGCAUUCCCACCUCGUCCGGAUUCGAAGAGCGCAUCAAGUUCUCAGAAAUUGAGAUUGUGGAUAGCAAUGCCAUUGAUAGAGGUGUCAUGAACACUCUUCCCGAAGGAAACUACAUCAACGGCUGGGACGUAAACGUUGCCGGAGUCCGCGUUACCUCAGUCAAGCGCAAUAUCCGAUAUCACAAGCACGCCGAGUUCAUUCUUCGAAUUAAGAGGAAAGGAGAGCUGGAACACUUUGUCGGGCGUAGAUACGGUGAUUUUAGCAAGCUGCACCGAAAGCUGCGUACUGAGCUGCCUGGCAGGGUUUUGCCUGCGCUGCCGAAAAAGAACAAGACAGACACAAGGGCUAGCGGGCUGCUCACAAGUUUUACUAGCGCAGCAAACGAUUCCGAUGAUUCCUCUGCGUCUUCCAUAUCGACUCGUAGAACGAGACAAUCUCAAAAUUUUGGCGGUGCGUCAUCGCUGCUAACUGCCUCCAGUGCUGCGCGUGGCCCAGGAUCCAUUAGAUCAGCUAGAUCGAGCCGCUCGAAGAAGGGGACUUCCCCUCGACCAUCUGUGGAUGGCCAAUUAAGCCCGGGAUUUGCAACUCCCAACGGAAACAAAGAGAUUGUCCUUUGGCGGGAAAACCAAAGAAUAUCCCUGCGCGCUUUCUUACGAUCACUUUUGCAUAACCCCCAAGUUGCCAAUACCAAGGCAAUGGUUGAAUUCCUUAGUGGCGAUCCCAUAACACCCACAGACGAAGAUGUGGAGGACAUCAUACGACGAAAAGCGCUUGAUGAGAAGCGUAUGGAAGAGCAAAAGGAGUUUUACGAAAUUGCCAGACGACGAGCUGCAGAGCUUGACGAGUAUAUGGAACAGUUCCGAAGGGAUAUCGUUGAACGAAAUGGCCUCACACUCCUAUUCAAAGAGAUCAAGGAGAAGGAGACAAUUGGUGACCUUAGCAUUCAGUAUCGAAAAUUCGCCGAAUGGCUGAGGAUCGAAAUUGCCGCCGUCGUAUACCACCUUUUCUUAGCCGAAGAUAACUCAGCCGACAUGUUUGCGCAAGCCAAGCGUAUCCACUCUCUUGUUCCAUAUACCGUCAUCAAAAAUGUCAUUCGAAUUGCGAAUCCUGCGGCAGUCAUGUCUGGAAUCUUGGACAUUUUCCUCGCGCAACCCUUUGGAGCUCGAUCUUUGAUGCAGCGCAUGUUUUCACUAGCGCUACAUGAUGGCAUCCGAAGCUUUCAGAGAUCCAUUGACGCACUGGAUGUAAAAGUCGAGGACCCUGUCUUCACUGAGAAGAUUAAGAAGUACACAAAUGCAACGGAAGAUGUUAAGCUGGAAAUUCGGCGGCAAGCCGAAGAUGAAGAUCUUGAUAUCAUCGUAGUGAUAUUGAGAUCGGACCUCAUUGAGCCAGAAUUGACUGGCGAGCAGGUCCAGCGACUGUUUAAUGCCUAUGUCGCUUUUAACAACGCUGUCGAGAACAUUGACGAAGAACUGAAGCAGGGUGCUCAGCUCUUUUCAUAUCUCAAACAGCUUCUCAAGCUUUGCACACGACACAGAGAUAAGAGCAUGCUGCUACAACUGAUUGAGGAGCCCGUUACACUGAAACUCUUCAGGGACUUGUUUACCAUUUUCUACGAGCCCCUCGUGAGGGUAUACAAGUCGGCCAAUGUAUACAAUAGUGUAACUGAUUUUGCCGUUUUCAUCGAUGACAUGAUCAAGGUUGUCGAGAAGUGCAGAGAAGCCGAUGCAUCUGCGGAUCCCAAUCAGACAGUUCAGGCGUUUAUCGACCUAUGUGCCAGACAUGAGCACAACUUUUAUAAAUUUGUACAUGAGAUCCAUACGCAUGAUAACGGCCUCUUUACUCAACUUAUGGAGUGGAUAGAGGGCAUUUUGGAAUUCCUCCGCAAGGGCCCUAAGAACGGGACACUCAACGUCAAUGCCUUGUUUGAGGGCGGUGUCAGCAGCGGCAUCAUCGACAAGGACAAGGCCAUUGCGGAGAUCAAUGCUCUGAUUGCCUGGCAAGAGGCGCGGAAGAAGUGGCACAGCGACAAGACGCAGCAGAAGAUGGCCGCAGAAGGACAACCAGGAAGCGAUAUGAUGCCGACCGGAUUCAGUUCGUCUGAUUUUGGCCUCGAUGGCGAUGACCUAGAAGACUUGGCAUAUGACGAUGGUUCGGAGUCCGAAGCAGAAGAAGAUGAUGACCUGGAUCCCAUAGAAGCCGAGAGGCAAAGGCGGGCUAAGAGGCGAGAUCGCCUGCGUCGUUCAGCGGGAGAGCCCGUGAAGCCGCCGGUUUCCGAGGUUCACAAGCUGGAGGAGAAUUUCUUAAUCAUGCUGAGGAACGUUUUGGCUGACUAG
This is a messenger RNA of Trichoderma asperellum CBS 433.97, 2805 nucleotides long. RefSeq lists its product as uncharacterized. NCBI's taxonomy places the organism in Eukaryota, Fungi, Ascomycota, Sordariomycetes, Hypocreales, Hypocreaceae. Gene Ontology annotation, molecular function: phosphatidylinositol binding. The record is from RefSeq and is a predicted model, not a curated record.